Peronospora belbahrii is the source of this 1944-nucleotide messenger RNA. The record is from the annotation of a GenBank genome assembly. NCBI's taxonomy places the organism in Eukaryota, Oomycota, Peronosporomycetes, Peronosporales, Peronosporaceae.
AUGCCACCAAAGGCUUCAUCGCGUCCUGCUGCUAGUUCACUGGAUAUGGAAGACUUGAUCAAGUAUGAGGGUGGUGUCAAUGCCAUUUCAUGCAAUGUAAAGACUGUUUCUACUUAUCAUGAAUCUACACGACAUGAAUUCAAGUCGCAUGAGCUAUUAACCACUCGUACGGAGCUGCUGGACUGGUAUGACAUGCAUCGCCGAAAACUUCCAUGGCGAGGCGAUCCACCGCCGUAUGUAACGACUGCAAUCCACACGAGCCAAAAGAAAACCAAUAAGAAUGAUGAUGCAGGAAAACAGACAGGUUUAGACGCGUUUCUAAAGGUAUUGGUGAAAGAGGAGCCAGGAGCAGGCAGGACGACGGCGAUGAAGGUAAAACCAUACGAGACGUGGGUAUCGGAGAUUAUGCUGCAACAGACACGCGUCGAUACCGUGGUCGAAUACUUUUUGCGCUGGAUCGACAAGUUUCCCACAGUGGCCGCUCUUGCUAAAUCCAAUGAAGAAGACGUAAACGCCAUGUGGGCAGGACUAGGAUACUACCGGCGUGCUAGGAUGUUGCACGCUGGUGCCAAGUACGUGAUGGAAAAAUAUAAUGGCGAGCUGCCGUCGACAGUUGACCAAUUGCUGACGAUACCAGGGAUUGGACCGUAUACGGCAGGAGCUAUCGCGUCCAUCGCCUUUGACCAACGUGAGCCGCUUGUAGAUGGAAAUGUGAUUCGUGUAAUGGCCCGAAUGCGAGCUGUUGGAGCAGACCCGAAAAAUAAGCAGCUUAUUAAAUUUUCUUGGAAGGCAGCCAGCGAGCUUGUAAGCGGGUGCGAUCGCCCUGGAGCGUUGAACCAGGCACUGAUGGAGCUUGGGGCUACAGUCUGCACAGUUCAAAACCCUCAAUGCUCGGACUGUCCUGUAAAGUCGGUGUGUCUUGCCUUGGAAAAGACAAGUGCUGCUAAGCUCAAGAGCAAAUGUUCUACUGUCUCCCAAGCAUCGGCUGAGGCAUGUUCUAUCUGUGACUAUACACGUGUUACGGAGUGGGAUGAAACGCAGACCGAAGUCACCAAGUAUCCGCUAAAAGCGAAAAAGAACGACGCAAGACAGGAAGUCAUUUGCGUUACAGUAGUUUCGUCGCCAGCCGAUGAUAUCAUACCACGUAAGCGAAAGGCGGCAAAGAGCAUCGAGGACUCUUCUCCGUCUGACUGGAAGUUUUUGAUGGUAAAACGUUCCAAGGAAGGUCUAUUGGCUGGACAAUGGGAGUUUCUUCAUACCAAGAUGAGCGAUGGUGAUCAGAUUCCUCCUUUCUCUAAGCGCAAGACAUUUAUGGAUACUCAACUCACCGAUAUACUUGGCACAUCGGCAUUCUCUCAAUCUAGUAGGUUAAUCAUGGAACGGCAUGAUAUUGGUGAGCUUACGCACAUUUUCUCACAUGUGAAGCACCACAUGGGCAUCGAGCACUUGCAUUUCCAUUCGACACCUGAUGUAAUACCACGAGUUUUCAAGUCUGACAAUAUGCGGUGGAUAACAAUGGACGAGAUGGAGCAAUUAGGUAUUACGACGGGCGAAUGUAUUGCACAAGCCUGUCGUCAACCACAAUGUGGCGCAGUUUAUCUUCAUGUGAAAGCAGAUAAUCUAAGUGCUCGACAUUUUUAUGAAAAAAAUGGGUUUCAAAAUUUACGAUUCUUACAAGAUUACUACAUGAUUGAUGGUGUACGACAUGAUGCGUUCCUGUACAUUUGUUAUGUAAAUGGUGCGACCUCGCAACAAAGCGAUUGGUUCAAUCUAAUUACAAGACCACUUUUUGCACUAUUUUCAAUCGCUUUAUUUGGCUGGAAAAAGAUUGUCGAGGGGUUUACUGCCGAGAAUUUUCGGGACACUACCACCUCUGAAAAACUCGCCCCAAUGACCCUCUCAGCUACUGUCAAAACUGCCGAUCUUGUUCCGCGAUGGAGCUGA